GAGUAUCGUCUGGUUCCAGAUGCAGGCGACACGGUCUUGAAAAAACAGAUACCAAGCUCUUGCAUGUUUUCAUAACUCUCCGGUACACCCAGCCGAACCAACGAAUAGACGUGACGUCAUCAUGGAUAUGAUAUACAUAGUUAUUUCUAUAAUAGUGUUUGUGUCUAAGACUGGCCUGGGUGUGGUUACCACGACAACGUGUUCCUCCGUCAGUCAGUGCUACUGCUGUAGAUGGACAACCAGAGAGGAGACAGUUCAACAGAAAUGUUCCCAGCCCCGCUAUGUUCUCAUGCACAGUGAGGUGUGUAUCCAGUGGGCUGGGCGGCGGUGUGCACAGACCGACAGGAGGGUCUCACGAGUGAUGGACGGGACGAUCGACCAGAUGUGCACAGUGACUCGGCAAGUUCGCGAGUGUGCCGAGUGCUGCGUCACCGCCGGCAGCGUGGGUCAGACGACUUGCGUCACCACCGUCACCACCAGUGGGGGAGGAGGAGGAGAAACCGCCCCCAAGCCGCCGCCGCUGCCGCCACUGCCGCCACAGCAGCCUCCAUUGGGCCGACCAGAACCUCAAACCGCAGGAUCCCAGUAUUACCGACCGAGCAAAGGGUACAGCGGCAGGGAUGGUAACGCGCCGGUUGGGCGUCAAGGCUUGACGCAGACUCAGACGCUGACGCAGACCUGCUGCGUCACGACGGACCUGACGCAGUGCUGCACCGGGCUCACGGCGGCCGAGCUGGCGCUCGCCAGCUGCUGCGCUGCUCUCCAGAUGGAGGCGCAGAAACAGGCCGAGCUCGCCGCCCAACAGGCGAGUCUGGAGGCCCAGAGACUGGCGGCUUUGGCUUCCCAGAGACACGCCACGACAGUCGCGCAUCAGAGGUCCAAGCUGGAGUCAGACAAGCUGGCGCAGAUGGAAGCGGAGCGGAUCGCACUCCGCGCUGCCCACCAGAGGGCGCAGAUGAAAGCCGAGGCCGAGAACAUCACAGAGACGGCGAGGCUCAUGAAUCUUGAAGAGCAGAGGCAGUCUCACCUACAGGCCCGCAGCGCUGCGGCACAGGCGGCGAAGAGACAGGCGGAGAUAGCAGCCGAGAACACAGCCAUCCUCAAGGCGAAGCACACCGCGGCUCUGCAAAAGCAGGCGGAGAUGGUGGAAUUGGCAGAGUUCCAGCUGCAGAUGGCUAUCGAGAAGAAAGCCGGACUUCUCGCGGAGCAGGCCGCGGCUCUGAAGGCUCAGCAAGACCGUCUGGACGCAGCUCGGCUUCAGGUGGAGAUAGAGAAACAAAAGAUGGCGGAGCUGGUCGCGAAACACGAGUUAGAGCUGCAGAACAUGCUGAGAGAGAUUGCCGCUGCCAGACUCAAAGCUCAAAGAGAAGCUGCCCUGAAGGCCAACCUUUCGGUGGAGCACCAGAAUGCGUUGGAGAGACAGAAGGCUGAGCAGAAAUCGCUGGAACACCAUGCGAGGUUGCAGUCGCUGCGAUUCUCUCAGACAGCUGCUGAGCACCAGGCCCAGAGGCAGAACGAACAGCUGGCAGCUCUGGAGGCGGCACGCAAUGCUCAGCUGGAGAAGGCGAGGAGGAACCAGUCCCUAGUGGAGCUGGAGACACAGAUCGACAAGCAGGCGAAGACCGUCAAAGACGUGCAAUUACAGAAGGAGAUGGAAGCCCAGAGACUGGCGAGUCUGGAGGCCAGCCACAGGGCGCGGGAGGCGGAGAAGAAGGUCGCUCAAUUUCAGGCCAUGAAGUACGUCCAGCCGGUGCCUGAACCCGAGCCCCAGGUGCAGGUCAAGACGGAGACGGUGUGCACGACCACAGGCGGGUGUUUGAUAUCCCGGGCGGGAGCCUACUCCCAGAGGAGGCAGCUGGCGAGGCAGGUGGCCACGACGUGCUGCUCCAUGACUGACGCCCUGAGGACGGCCUGCUGCACCUCCUCCGUGAAGAGCUCCGCCCCUAGCUGCUGCACGACCAUCACGCAGGACGCCAGACCUAUCCGAUACCCGACCAACGGGCGCCCGAGCUGCUGUACGGUCUCCACUGUGGCUCUCACCUCCUGCUGUAGCAGCACCAACUGGCUCGCCGUCUGCUGCUAGGAGGAAGCAGUGUUCCUGAACCUGCAGGAAUCCGGUGUGAGAUGUGGAGUCGUAGUAAGUCCUUAUAGUCGCCAUGUAUUCGUGUUUUUAUUUCUUCAAUUUCUGGACCAGUCACUGUGUUGCCUUAGAGACUAACUGUCUGCUGCUAGAGAUGUGUAAGAAGAAUAAAUAUUUCUGAACAUGUAGGAAACCUGUGUGGGACACAUCUGAGUCUUAGUAAAUCCUUAUAGUCGUCAUGGAUUCGCGUUUUUAUUUCAUCAAUUUCUUGACCAGACUGUUUUCUUAGCAGCACCAACUGCUAGAGACGUGCAGAAGGAAUCCAUUGUAUCCUUAUUCCUGAACAUGUGGGAAUCAAGUGUGUGACAGUGGUAGUAAAUCCUUAUAGACUGCACAGAAGGAUUCAGUAUUGCAGAACAUGUCGGAAACCCGUGUGUGACAUAAUUAAAUCGUAGUAAAUCCUUAUAAUUUUGAUAUAUACUCGCGUUUAUCUUUCUACAAUGUCUGUACCAGAGACUGUGUUCUCUUAUAGACAGAUUGGUUCUAACCUUAUGUAUCAGUACCAAACUGCUGACCAUCUGCCAUUGUGGCAUAUAGAUUAAAGCCACUGUCUGAUGUGUAUCCUUAGUCCACCAUUAGAACAAUAUUCAUAAAAUGUAGUAAUAAACCACUGUAUGACAUAUCUAUUGAAGUCAUAAUAAACCACUGUAUGACAUAUCUAUUGAAGUCAUAAUGAACCACUGUAUGACAUAUCUAUUGAAGUCAUAAUAAACCACUGUAUGACAUAUCUAUUGAAGUCAUAAUAAACCACUGUAUGACAUAUCUAUUGAAGUCAUAAUGAACCACUGUAUGCCAUAUCUAUUGAAGUCAUAAUGAACCACUGUAUGACGUAUCUACUGAAGUCACAAUAAACCACUGUAUGACAUCUAUUGAAGUCACAAUAAACCACUGUAUGACAUAUCUACUGAAGUCACAAUAAACCACUGUAUGACAUAUCUAUUGAAGUCACAAUAAAGCAUUUUAGGAUG
Molecule: messenger RNA, 3108 nt
Organism: Gigantopelta aegis
Lineage: Eukaryota; Metazoa; Mollusca; Gastropoda; Neomphalida; Peltospiridae
Product: STE20-like serine/threonine-protein kinase
Exons: 4
Coding region: 122-2083 (653 amino acids)
Source: RefSeq, a predicted model, not a curated record